AUGAGCCGCCAGUUCACCUGCAAGCCGGGAGCUACCUCCAAGGCGGGCUUCAGUGGCUGCUCAGCUGUGCUCUCCGGGGCCAGCUCGUCCUCCUACCGGUCAGGGCCCAAGGCCCUCAGUGGGGGCUUUGGCAGCCGGAGCCUCUACAGCCUGGGUGGCGUCCGCACCAUCUCACUCAACAUGGCCAGUGGGAAGAACGGAGGGUUCGGGUUUGGCCGGAGCCGGGCCAGUGGCUUUGCCGGCAGCAUGUUCGGCAGCGUGAACCUGGGGCCCACCUGCCCGACUGUGUGCCCCCCAGGGGGCAUCCACCAGGUCACCGUCAAUGAGAGCCUCCUGGCCCCCCUCAACGUGGAGCUGGACCCUGAGAUCCAGAAGGUGCGCGCCCAGGAGCGGGAGCAGAUCAAGGCUCUGAACAACAAGUUCGCCUCCUUCAUCGACAAGGUACGCUUCCUGGAGCAGCAGAACCAGGUGCUGGAGACCAAGUGGGAGCUGCUGCAGCAGCUGGACCUGACCAACUGCAAGAACAACCUGGAGCCCAUCCUGGAGGGCUUCAUCAGCAGCCUGCGGAAGCAGCUGGAAGGGCUGUCGGGGGACAGGGUGAGGCUGGACUCGGAGCUCAGGAACGUGCGGGACGUGGUGGAGGACUACAAGAAGAGGUAUGAAGAGGAGAUCAACAGGCGGACAGCUGCUGAAAACGAGUUUGUGCUGCUUAAGAAGGACGUGGACGCGGCUUAUGCCAAUAAAGUGGAGCUGCAGGCCAAGGUGGACUCCAUGGACCACGAGAUCAAGUUCCUGAAGUGUCUCUAUGAAGCCGAGAUCGCGCAGAUCCAGUCUCACAUCAGUGACAUGUCCGUCAUCCUGUCCAUGGACAACAACCGGGACCUGGACCUGGACAGCAUCAUCAACGAGGUCCGCGCCCAGUAUGAGGAGAUCGCCCUGAAGAGCAAGGCCGAGGCCGAGGCGCUGUACCAGACCAAGUUCCAGGAGCUCCAGCUGGCAGCCGGCAGACACGGGGAUGACCUCAAAAACACCAAGAGCGAGAUCUCAGAGCUGACCCGGCUCAUCCAGAGAAUCCGCUCUGAGAUUGAGAAUGUGAAGAAGCAGGCCUCUAACCUGGAGACGGCCAUCGCCGAUGCAGAGCAGCGAGGGGACAAUGCCCUCAAGGAUGCCCGGGCCAAGCUGGACGAGCUGGAGAGCGCCCUGCACCAGGCCAAGGAUGAGCUGGCCCGGAUGCUGCGCGAGUACCAGGAGCUGAUGAGCACCAAGCUGGCCCUGGACAUGGAGAUCGCCACCUACCGGAAGCUGCUGGAGGGCGAGGAGUGCAGGAUGUCAGGAGAAUUCCCCUCCCCUGUCAGCAUCUCCAUUAUCAGCAGCACCAGCGGCAGUGGCAGCUACGGCUUCCGGCCCAGCUCGGUCAGCGGCGGCUACGUGGCCAACAGCACGAGCUGCAUCUCGGGAGUGUGCAGUGUCCGCGGCGGUGAGAGCCGGGGCAGGGCCAGUGCCAGCGACUACAAGGAUACCCUGGGCAAGGGCACCAGCCUGAGCGCCAACUCCAAGAAAGCGAGUCGGUAG
Molecule: messenger RNA, 1572 nt
Organism: Sorex fumeus (smoky shrew)
Lineage: Eukaryota; Metazoa; Chordata; Mammalia; Eulipotyphla; Soricidae
Gene: KRT71
Product: keratin 71
Exons: 9
Coding region: 1-1572 (523 amino acids)
Biological process (GO): intermediate filament organization; keratinization
Cellular component (GO): keratin filament
Molecular function (GO): structural constituent of skin epidermis
Source: RefSeq, a predicted model, not a curated record